AAUCCAUCAUUUACACUAGUAUAAACCUACAAGUGACCCAUGACUCGUGCUGCAGAAGAAGGCGAUCUUUGACAACAGUCAUUAAAGUAGCCUCAUUAGAAAUUUUCACAAGCAAACAUCCAGAGCCACCUUAAAAAAGCAUCAUGAAAGAAACUAAGAAACCAGCUGCAACUGAGAAAUUCUGCUGUAUUUCUAAGCUUAAGGUAUUUCUGCUGGCAUCAUCACUUGCAUAUCUAGCUAAAACUAUGUCUGGGGCUUACAUGAAUAGCAUGCUCACACAGAUAGAGAGAAGAUUUAAUAUUCCAGCCUCUCUGGUGGGCAUUAUUAAUGGAAGCUUUGAAAUUGGAAACUUGUUGGUGAUAGCAUUUGUGAGUUACUUUGGUGCAAAACUUCAUAGACCAAGAAUAAUUGCUUUGGGGUGCACAGUUAUGUCUUUUGCCUGUCUUUUGAUAUCACUACCUCACUUUCUCAUGGAACGGUAUCAGUAUGAAACUGCCCUUUCACCAUUAGAGAAUUCUUCAUCAAGCAUGUCCAUGUGUCUCAUAAAUCAAAGCCAGUCCUCCACACAUAUGUAGAAACAACCAGCAGAGUGCGAACAAAAGUCUGGGUCCUUGAUGUGGGUGUUUGUGUUGGUAGGAAAUAUAAUACGGGGCAUUGGUGAAACUCCCAUCAUGCCGUUAGUCAUUUCAUAUGUGGAGGAUUUUUCCAAAACAGAAAAUUCACCUUUUUACAUAGGGUGCCUACAGGUAGCAACUGUGAUAGGUCCUUUUCUUGGUUUAAUGUUGGGAUCAUAUUGUGCACAGCUGUAUGUGGAUCUGGGAUUCACAGAUAUAGAAGAGGUGACUCUAACACUUACUGAUGCCCGUUGGGUUGGAGCAUGGUGGCUAGGCAUUCUGAUUUGUGGAUCAGUAAGUCUGCUCGCUGGAAUACCUUUUUGUUUUCUGCCCAAAUCCCUUCCAAAGGAGGGACUAGCAAAUGAGACUGAGUCAUUAAGUAUGAGAAAUACAUCAUUGCUACAAGAGAGAGGUGCUGGAUGGAAAGUGCAUGAAAUCACUAAAGAUUUCAUCCCAUUCCUCAGGAGUCUGUUUCACAAUCCAGUUUAUAUGUUGUUUAUAUGCAUAACUGUGAUGCAGUUCAGUGCUUUCAAUGGUAUGAUAACCUUCAUGCCAAAAUAUUUGGAACAACAGUAUGGGAAAUCUGCAUCACAGGCCAUCUUUUUAAUAGCUGUUUACAACUUACCAGUUAUAUGCAUUGGAUAUUUUCUUGGAGGCUUUCUAAUGAAAAAAUUCAAAAUAAGUACCAUUCAAGCUGCCAACAUAGCCUUUUGGAUCUCUUUAACUGAAUACCUAAUCUACUUUGCUGCUUAUUUCACGGUCUGUGAAAAUUCUCCAGUUGCUGGUCUAACAGUCUCCUAUGAAGGAAAAGAACAAGUCUCAUACAUGGAAAUAACCCUACUUGCUGACUGCAACAGGGAUUGUGAUUGCUCAAUUAAAGUGUGGGAGCCUGUUUGUGGGGAGAAUGGAAUAAUGUAUGUUUCACCUUGUCUUGCUGGUUGUAGAGCUUCAGAUGGAACAAGAAAAUAUACAGUAUUUGAAAAUUGCACCUGUGUUGCAGCUUCUGGAUUUUCAUCUGGAAAUGUCUCUGCGGUUCUGGGUCAGUGUGAGAAAGAAGCAAACUGUGACAUGAUGCUUCAGUACUUUUUAAUAUUAUCCAUAGUCUGCAGCUUCAUUUAUUCCUUAGGAGCCAUGCCUGGCUAUAUGGUUUUAAUAAGGUCUCUAAAGCCUGAAGAAAAGUCAUUUGGUGUGGGUAUCCAUACACUUACUUCAAGAGCAUUUGCUGGAAUUCCAUCUCCCAUUUAUUUUGGAGCUUUGAUAGACUCAACAUGUUUGAAAUGGGGAACUCUGAGUUGUGGUGGUGAAGGAGCAUGUAGGAUGUAUGACAUUGUUACAUACAGAUGGUACUACCUGGGACUGCCAGCGAUAUUACGUGGAGUGUCCUACGUCCCAAGUGUGUUAAUUCUCCUCAUUUUAAAGAAACAACUUAAAUCUUCUGACGGAAAGACCUUAAAGAGUUCACCAAUGGCAAUGGAGAACAUAGAUGAGCAAAAUGACUGAACAGAGAAGCAUUCAAGCUCAGACUUUUGCAGGGCACAUCAUGAGACAGCCCCAUAGUGUAAACUUGAACAGAUCUUUACUAAUAAUUGGUGACUGAAACUAUUGAACACUUGGACUGAGACUAAUAUAAUUACACAUAGCUAGUCCUCAGUUCUCUUCUUAAAAAUAUCAUAUAGAAGACAGUACACAGGAAAAAAGUGUGUGAAUGUUAUAAAAGAAUGAAACUCUCAGUUUUAUAAUAACAUAGGAAAUGACAGAGGCUAAUGAUCUGAGGAUAGUACUGUGAAUCAAAAACAGCUGAGGUAAAAUCCUGCCUCUAUUGAAGUCAGCGGAACUUUUGCCAUGGAGUUCAAUAGGGCCAGGAUUUCAUUCUUGAAUUCUACAUCCAGUUCAGUCACAACCUCACUUUGUGAUCUUAGGCAAGUCAUUUAACUCUCUGUGCCUCAGUUUCCCAAGAUGCAGGUAAUACUUAUUUAUCCUGUUGUGAGGUGUCAUAGCCAUGGUCAAGUUCCUCUUGCUGGACACUCACAGCUUGCUGUUUUUGGUUGCCAGCACUGGACCUGUGUACUUCUGGCUUGCUGAGUCCAAGCAGAAUCCAGGCAAUGCCUCUGGCUUUGGGUCUCUAGGUAGACGCUCAGAGUACAGAUCCUGCAUUUAGCAUUCAUUUCUGAGAGCUGGGACUUUGCAGUCAACUGUUUAGGUCUUGAGACUAAUGCCAGCUACCUGAGUAGCUUAAGCACACAUUUUCCAGAGCUCCAACCUUUCAGACAGUUUACCUCUUCAAGGACACAGUGCAAAUAGACACAGGGAUCACAGAAAGAUUUCUAACACAAUGACUUUUUUCUUUAGACUGCACAAAAGAUACAUAGAUUUAGGAAAAUAAGACGCACUUCCACAUGAAUCCCUGUCUUAUUUCCUCACCACUCUUGAGAUUUCUUUGGGAUGUGAGUCGGUGUCCUUUCAGGAUCCAAGGAGGUCUCCUCUGUUGGCCAUAAACCUCCAGUUCAUGACUUCUCCUUCAAAUCAUAGAGUCUCUCUGAUCUCUGCUGUCCGUUUUCUUCAGCUUUGGCUGGUCCUACAGUCAACAGGUCCCCUCUCCCUCCUAAAGCCAGUCUCUUUGUUCCUCUUUGUCUCUUUGAGUCUCUCUGUAUUUGUAAAAGGCUGUACCAAGACCUCAGUCUCUUUGUUCUCCCUCUAGGGAAAUUCUACUGCUCGCCUCCCAACUCCCUGUAGACAAGUCAUGUCCAACUGGAUCUUCUAGAUUUCAGCCAUCACAUUGUUUUAAGGUGCUCUCAUUUGAAUGUGAAGUAUUUAUGUUAUUGACUCUCUAUUGUCCCUGGUUUGGAAGGGAUGUGGCACCAACCCUGAUAGCAUAUGACUGACUUAACAUCCACUGAAGUAUUCAAUGAUAUAGCUGCUGCUGCUUCAUCCCCUUAUCCCAUCAACCAGGGUUGAGUUAUCAUGAAAGUAUCAGCCAUCUUCAUCUGUCUGAAGUGGCAUUAAGGUCCAGCUGUUUACCAUCUUUUUUGAUGAAAUCCAUCUCAACACUUGCUCAGCUUUCCUUGGGGUCUCUGUCCUACCUCCCUUUCCUCCCCUGAUAUCUUCACUAGGUCCCCUCCAUUCAUCUUCUGCAUGUGUCCAAACCAAUGAAGUUGCUGUCUUUCAUGACAUUGGGCUUCAUUGCCUGUGCAGGUCACUGCUUUUUGUCUGACUCUUUGUCUGACUGCUACUCUCCCUGACCCUUUAGAGGUCAGUUCAGAUGC
This is a messenger RNA of Chelonoidis abingdonii (Abingdon island giant tortoise), 3877 nucleotides long. RefSeq names its product solute carrier organic anion transporter family member 1A2-like. NCBI's taxonomy places the organism in Eukaryota, Metazoa, Chordata, Testudines, Testudinidae. Gene Ontology annotation, cellular component: basolateral plasma membrane. Gene Ontology annotation, biological process: transmembrane transport; bile acid and bile salt transport; sodium-independent organic anion transport. Gene Ontology annotation, molecular function: protein binding; bile acid transmembrane transporter activity. The record is from RefSeq and is a predicted model, not a curated record.